CAGAUGGCGGAUGCUCAGCGAACCUCCGAACCCGUCAACUUUGUGCACCAAGACGAAAUCUGGAAGGCACAUUUAAAAGUUGAGAAGGAAUCGGCCAAAGUCUGGCCCAACAAGUGGGGCUUCCUGACCGAGGUCUACAUGGAGUGCGAGAGGGAAAGCGUGAAGCUGAAGGAGGUCAGAGCGAAGCCUCCACAUCACCAGCCGGCAGCACGACCUCUGACCCCGGAGGAAAACAUCCACCUCGGACCUCCUCCUCCAGUCCCUCAGACCUCCCAGGCUGUGAUUGGUUGGCGUUCAGGCUACUCGCCUCUUCUGCUGGAGAAGUUUGCCCCGGUGCAUCAUGGGAGACGUAGUUUCAUGAAGGAGCUGGGCUGGCCUUUCGGAUCUUGUAGCUGAGUGGAAACCCCGGAGCUCUACAGCAUUGAAUAAAGACACUAAUUAGAUCAAU
Molecule: messenger RNA, 448 nt
Organism: Pseudoliparis swirei
Lineage: Eukaryota; Metazoa; Chordata; Actinopteri; Perciformes; Liparidae
Exons: 4
Coding region: 4-396 (130 amino acids)
Source: RefSeq, a predicted model, not a curated record